UGUUCAACAAAAACAACACAAGCCCAAUGCCAAUGGGAAUACUACAACGAAACGACAGUUAUGUGUGUAGUAAAAAAUAUCGAUGCAACACUAGGAUUAGAUUUAUCACCUGCAGAAGGCCGAUCAAAACUAAUAAUAAAAUGCAUGGAAUCGGUGUACCAAGAAAGCCGAUUACCGCGUAAUGUGUUUUCAAGACUAAAAAGUAUAAAAGAACUGAAGAUAAAUGAGUGUAAAUUACUUGAACUGAACGAUUCAAUAUUUUUUGGACUUAACUCAUUACAAAAACUUUCUAUUAACACAAAAAAUUUGGAAUGGGGUGUGUCAAAAAUAUUAAAUGUGCACCCAUAUUCGAUGAAUGGACUAAAAGAACUAGAAAUAUUAGACAUGAGUGAUAGUAAUAUAAUAUCAUUACCUGAAAACUUUUUGUGCCCAAUGACAAACUUAAAAGUGUUCAAUCUAACGAGAAAUAGAAUAAGGUCCACAAAUAGUCUUGGGCUAGUGAAUAAAACGUGCAGUAAUGCAUUAGAAAUUGAAACGUUGGACUUGAGUUUCAACGAAAUUGAAUUAAUACCCGAAAAUUGGGGCAUCUCAAAGCUACGUCGUCUGGCGCAUCUCUACCUGCAAUUCAACAAUAUCUCAAAAUUGUCGGGAGAAUCGUUUGCCGGCUUGCACUCAUUAAGUGUGCUCAAUUUGAGUUACAACUUUUUGGAUACAUUGCCAGACAAUCUGUUGGCUGGUUCACGCGAACUCCACGAGAUUCAUCUGCAAGGAAAUCAGUUGUACGAAUUGCCUCGCGGCCUGUUUCACCGACUGGAACAACUGCUUGUGCUUGAUUUGAGCAGAAAUCAAUUAUCUAGUCAUCAUGUGGAUGAAACAACGUUCGCUGGUCUGAUACGAUUGGUGAUAUUGAAUUUGGCUCACAAUGCCGUAACACGUAUCAGCGCCGGUACAUUCAAAGAAUUGUAUUUCCUUCAAAUUUUGGAUUUACGCAACAACUCAAUUGGAUUCAUUGAGGAAGGAACGUUUUUGCCUGUAUACAAUUUACACACAUUAAAUUUAGCCGAGAAUCGCCUACACACAUUAAAUGACCGCAUAUUUGCCGGAUUAUUUGUACUAGAGAAAUUAACACUGAAUAAUAAUUUAAUUACUAUAAUUGAGCCAAAUGUCUUCAAAAAUUGUUCAGAUUUGAAGGAACUCGAUUUGAGCUCGAAUCAAUUGACUGAUGUACCGGAAGCCUUGCAAGAUUUGUCUGUAUUAAAAACACUCGAUUUGGGAGAAAAUCAAAUUUCAACAUUCACCAACGGAUCAUUCAGAGGACUGAAUCAGUUGACGGGUCUCCGUCUUAUCGAUAAUCAAAUUGAAAAUAUCACAGUCGGCAUGCUUCACGAUUUGCCGCGUCUCAGUGUUCUAAAUGUGGCAAAAAAUAAAAUUCAAAACAUCGAGCACGGUGCAUUCGAUAACAACAAAAACAUCGAAGCCAUUCGUCUCGAUAACAACUACUUAUCGGAUAUUAAUGGUAUUUUUGCGGGAUUAACGUCGUUGUUAUGGUUAAAUUUGGCAGAAAAUCAUUUGACGUGGUUUGACUACGCAUUUGUGCCCACCAAUCUCAAAUGGCUCGACAUUCAUGGAAAUUACAUCGAAGCCCUCGGAAAUUACUACAAAAUGCAAGAACAAAUAAAAAUAAAGACACUCGAUGCCAGUCACAAUCGGAUGGUGGAAAUCGGUCCAAUGAACAUCCCGAAUAGCGUUGAAUUGAUUUUUAUUAAUAACAACCACAUUAAUAAAAUCCUUCCUAACACAUUCGUUGACAAAAUUAAUUUGGCACGUGUCGAUCUGUAUGCGAACGCAUUAAACAAAUUACAAUUACACCAAUUGCGUAUCGCACCCUCGCCGUCGCACAAAGCAUUGCCUGAAUUUUAUUUGGGCGGUAAUCCGUUUGAAUGCGACUGCACAAUGGAAUGGCUGCAGAGAGUUAACAAUAUGACAUCCCGCCAACAUCCGAAAAUAAUGGAUUUACCCAACAUCGAAUGCAUCAUGCCACACGCAAGAGGGGAACCAAUUCGUGCCAUAUCUAAAUUAGAACCAAAAGAUUUCUUAUGCAGUUAUGAAAAGCACUGUUUUGCUCUGUGCCAUUGCUGUGAUUUCGACGCGUGUGAUUGCAAGCAAACAUGCCCGCAUAAUUGCAGUUGUUAUCAUGAUCAAACAUGGGGCACUAAUAUAGUUGAUUGUGGAAAUCAAAAGACAUAUAACAUGCCAAAACGUAUUCCCAUGGAUGCCACUGAAGUUUAUUUGGAUGGAAAUGAUUUUCCACUGCUCGAGGCACAAGUAUUUAUUGGACGUAAAAAUUUGCGUGCACUCUAUGUAAAUGGCAGCAAUGUUGCAUCAAUACAAAAUAGAACAUUUUCUGGGCUUCCGUCCCUCGAAUUGUUACACUUGGAAGAUAAUCGCAUUCAAAAGCUGUAUGGCUACGAAUUCGAAAACAUGACGCACUUGAAAGAGCUAUAUUUGCAUAAUAAUCAUAUAACGUACAUCGAUAAUAAUACUUUUGGAUCACUAGUUUCCCUCGAAAUUAUCAGAAUUGAUGGAAACAGAUUAACAUCGUUGCCAUAUUGGCAAUUCCAAGCAACAUUUAUGCGACAACUGAAUUCCAUUUCUCUGGGAAGAAACAAUUGGAGCUGUAGAUGCCGUAAUUUACAAGAAUUGACAUCAUUUGUGGUAGAUUAUGCUGUUAUCAUACAAGAUUCGCAAGAUAUCUAUUGUGUUGAUGGUGCCGUGAACAGAGAAUUGGAUUUCAAUGUGACAUCUGUGUGCAGCGACUUUUAUGCUGGCAGUUCCGUCUUGCACUCGGCAUUGACAAACAAUUAUUUAUCAUUAUUGAUCAUUGCACUUGUGACAAUUUGUCUAUUGUUGCUCGUUGUAGUUAUGUUUGUCUUCCGAGAGCCAUUACGAGUGUGGUUAUUUGCACAUUAUGGCGUCCGUAUCUUCGGACCCCCGUGCGAAGAGUCUGAAAAAUUGUACGACGUCGUGCUCUUCCAUUCCGCAAAAGACGCUGACUUUGUGGUACGCGGCAUUGGAACUGAACUCGAAAAUGGCCGACCACCAGUCCGUCUCUGCUUGCAACAUCGCGAUGUCGCCAGCGAUGCAGCGUACCGUCAGUUACUCGAUACGGCACAAGCAUCGCGACACAUUGCCAUUUAUUUGUCGCGCAACUUCCUGCAAACCGAAUGGAGCCGCAUCGAGUUUCGACGAGCAUUCCACGAAUCAUUACGCGUCCGACCAAAUAAACUUGUUGUAAUCGAAGAGCCUGAUGUACUUUUGGAAACGGAAAUCGAUGCCGAACUACUGCCAUAUUUAAAAAUCAAAACAAUUAAUCGCAUUCGCAGAACUGAUAGAAAUUUCUACGAAAGACUACGAUACGCACUGCCCGUUCAAGUACAAUAUCGUGGAAAUAAUUACACAAUCGACCAUCACGAACACCAUGAACGUAUUAAGCAGCCAAUUAGUCCUGGCAUUAUGUACAGACAAGCGCCACCACCUGCAUAUUGCCCAGAAAUCGACGAAGCAAACUACUCAUCGGCUACAACAGCAACGCCAAGUCCUCGUCCAAAUAGACGCGCAACAAUCGAUGCCAUUCAUCGUCCACCCUCGGAGCACAUUUACUCUAGCAUCGACUCCGAUUACAGUACUUUGGAAUGUGAGAAUAUGAUGGCCGGCAUUCAUCGACCAAACUGGCGGAAUCACACACUCAACCAUCCAACGAAUCAUAUUCCACCAAACGGGCCUCCAGUUCAAGCUUACUUAGUGUAAAUAUGUUAAACUAUUUUUUCCUUAAACCCUUAUUUACCAACUAAAAUACACACGAAAGAAAUUGUAAAACAUUAAUUGCUAUAGAAAAAAGGAAAUAGAAUGACCUAAAUAUUGUAUUUAGGCUGUGCCAAAACAUUUAUUUAAAGACUGAUUUCAAAAUA
This is a messenger RNA of Culicoides brevitarsis, 3968 nucleotides long. It is a transcript of the gene Toll-7, whose product is annotated as toll-like receptor 7. The coding region runs from base 61 to 3807 and encodes 1248 amino acids. Gene Ontology annotation, biological process: signal transduction. The transcript has a single exon. Gene Ontology annotation, molecular function: protein binding. The record is from RefSeq and is a predicted model, not a curated record. Gene Ontology annotation, cellular component: plasma membrane. NCBI's taxonomy places the organism in Eukaryota, Metazoa, Arthropoda, Insecta, Diptera, Ceratopogonidae.